AAUGAGUGUGUGUGCCGACGGCCCCUCAUACCUGCGGCGGUGGCUGCUGACGGCUGUGUUUGUCUUGGCCUCUCUGCCACCAGGAACCAGCGGAUGCCCCAAAUCGUGCGCGUGCUAUGUUCCCACCGAAGUGCACUGUACCUUCAGAUACCUGACCGCAUUACCAGGCCAGAUCCAGACGGCUGUGGAAAGAAUUUUAACAGGGGAGAAAGGGAAAAAGGGGGAGAAGAGAAGAGAAGAAAAAAACAGCGAGGGAGGAGAGAGGAGAGGAGAGAGGAGAGAGAGAGAGAGGAGAGAGCGGAGGAGAGCGAGAAGCGAGAGAGAGGGGGAAGAGAGAGAAGAGGAAGAGAUGAGAGAGAGAGAAGAGAGAGAAGGGAAAAAAGGGAGGAGAGAGAGAAAAGAGGAGAGAGAGAGAGAGAGAGAAGAGAUAGCGAACAAAAAAUAGAGGAGAUAUUUAUACCUCUCUCUCUCUCUCCUUUCUCUUUCUCUUUCUCUAUCUCUCUCUUCUCUCCUCCCCUCUCUCUCAUCUCCUCUUCUCUCUCUCCCUCCCCCAUUCCUUCUUUUAUUCUCUCUCCCCCAUUCUUUUUUCCUAUCCAGAAGUUUUGCACAUACAGUAUAUUUUAGUUAUAUAUUAGACAGUUGAUGUAGCAUUUUUGAGCAAGAAUGCAUUAUUCACAGCCAGAUUGUUUCCCUACACUCUUCUCUGUAGGUACAACAGUAUAACUGCAUUGAGGGAGAAUGAUCUGUCUGGGCUGGAGCGCCUGGAGCUGUUGAUGCUUCACAGCAACACCAUCCACAGCAUCGCUGACGGGGCCUUUCAAGACCUCAAGUCCUUACAGGUAUACCUACAGCACUGUCAGAAAACACCUGUUGAUAUACAGGUAACUGCCAAAAAUAAUGGAAACACUUGAGUAAAUGAGGGAUACUAAGUAUAUUGAAAUCAUGUGCUUCCACACAGGUGUGGUUCCUGAGUUACAGUUUUUUUCCAACUGCUUACACACAAAAUCUUUUCGUGUCACACGAUUUUUGAAACCUCUCACUCAAAGUGCAAAACUACACACCAAAUCUCCAAAACCAUAAGCUAUUUCUCAGCCUUUGACUCAGUUGUCAAUUGCAAAACACUUUUUUCAAAACACUACACACAAUUCUCUACCUAAAACACAACAAUCUAACAGGAAGUGACUUGCUUUCCUUUUCCAAACACAACCAAUCAAAAUGCUACACUUAUUCACCAGGUCACACACACACUCCUCACAUGUGCAAACACUAAUUGCUUAACUGAUCACUAACCAAUCACUGCUUUACUGUAGUAUAGGCCUAUAAAUAGGUCAAAGGUCAGAUUACCUGUUUUGAACAAUGGAUGCCAACAAUGGACAGAGAGCAAGAGGAGUAGGAGGGAGAGGCAGGGGACAACAACGAGGACAAAUUCAAAGAUGAAUAGUUGGAAGAGGAAGAUGAAGAGGGCAAAGAAGAGAAGGAAGGAGAGCCAUCUCUGAUGAGAUUAGGGCAACACUUGUUGAUCAUGUGAUCAACCAUGGUUUGUCUAUGAGAGAGGCUGGACUGAGAGUCCAGCCCAACUUGAGUCGAUUUACAGUGGCGUCCAUAAUUCGAACCUUCAGAAAUGAGAUCAGGUAUGCAACUAUCUAAUUACUAUUUUAGCAUUACAGUAAUGUACUGUAAAAUACGUAUGACUGCAUAGUAUUGCAUAAACAUUUGUAACUCUAAGCCAUCCAUUUACUGCAUUGAAUGAAUGAGGUUGGUUAUCAUGAUGUACUACCUUUUUUUGUACAUUGUUUACAGUUCCUAUGCUGAACACAUACUGUGUUUGAAUUCUGUACAGAGUGGAAAGGCAAAUACAUCAUGGAGGACGAGGACGCUUGUUUACAGAUGUACAAGAGACUGCAAUUAUAAAUAUGGUUUUGGCCAACAAUGCAAUUACUGAUUUGAGAGAUAAGAGAGCAUAUCUUGAAUAAUGACACCAUAUUUAACAACAUCAAUUCUGUAAGCCUGUCGACCAUACAACGCAUCCUCCAACGGCACCAAGUGACGAUGAAACAACUUUACAAGGUGCUAUUUGAGAGAAACUCUGACAGAGUCAAGAAUCUGCAACAUGACUUUGUAGAGGUAUGUAUGCAACACUACUUCCAGUACUUCAGACAUACCAUAUUUACUCAUCUGUAUAUCCUUUUGUCUGUUACAGAGAGUAUUGGAGAUGGAUGCCCAUGUAAUUCGCCAUGAAUUUAUUUAUGUGGAUGAGGAUGGCUUCAACCUCACCAAAACCAGGCGCCGCAGAAGAAAUGUAAUAGGACAGAGGGCAAUUACCAAUGUCCCUGGACAGCGUAGGGGUAAUAUAACUGUGUGCUGCCAUCACUCAAAACGGGGUCCUCCAUCACAAUGCCACACUGGGUCCGUACAACACGGCCAUAUGCUCACUUUUCUGGAUGCAAUUUACACAAUUCUUGUCCCUGAUCCAGAUCAGGAGCCUGCUAGAUUUGUGGUUAUAUGGGACAAUGUUAGUUUUCACUGGGCUGUUCUGGUCCAAAACUGGUUUGCCACCCAUCCACAAUUUGUAGUUUUGUCCCACCCCCAUAUUCACCUUUUCUAAAUCCCAUAGAGGAAUUAUUCUCAGCCUGGCGCUGGAAAGUGUAUGAUCGCCAACCCUAUGCCCGCAUGCCGCUUCUCCAGGCAAUGGAGGACGCAUGUGGGGACAUGGAGGUUGCCUCUGUCCAAGGUUGGAUACGCCAUGCUAGGAGAUACUUCCCUCGAUGUUUGGUAAGAGAAAACGUAUCUUGUGAUGUGGACGAAGAAUUGUGGCCAGACCCAGCCCGGAGAAGAGAUGAAGCGUAGCUUAGCACUGGUGACUGCCCCCCCCCCCCCCCCCCCCCCCACCACCAAUUCCUGGACUGCCCCCCGGGACCCCACACACACAAUUGUGUUCUUUACUGUAUUCUAAAGAAUAUACUUUUGGUUUACAUAUGUUUAUGGUUUUGUUUUAUGCUACUGUAUACAACAGUAAUGUUUGGCCUAAUAAAUAUUUUCUGUUUCUACAUUGCAUUGGUGUUUACAGUGUACUUGUUACCCCUCUCAGCAGAUUACUAUGUUUUUUAGAACAUUGUAUUGAAAUGUAGAUAUAAGCCUAUGAAAGACCAAAGAGCUUUAGAUUUAGAACAACAGUGUUUACAUGGUAUAUGCAAAAUGUACUAUUAUGAAAAGUGUUUGCCAUUUGAUGCAAAUGCUUCAUUCUGACAUGUGUUUAUGGCAUUUUGAAUGCAGUGUUACAUUUUGAAGGAGAUGUGAGGCAUUUUGCAUUUUGUGUGUGCAGUUUUGGCAAUUGUGUGUAGAGUUUUGAAAAAAGGAGACAUAGUUUUGAAAACGUGUGUAAGCAGUUGGAAAAAACUGUAAGCAAUUAACGUCCCAUCAUGCUUAGGGUCACGUAUGAAACGGCUGGGCACACCAUUAUUUUGGCCAUUAUUUUGGCUACCAUGGCUGUGCCCCCAUAGGAUGACAAUGCCCCCAUCCAGAGGGCACGAGUGGUCACUGAAUGGUUUGAUGAGCGUGAAAUCGAUGUGAACCAUAUUACAUGGCCGUCUCAAUCACCAGAGAUUCUGGAGCAGUGCCUGAGACAGCGUUUUCCACCACCAUCAACAAAACACCAAAUUAUGGAAUUUCUCUUCGAAUAAUGGUGUUGCAUCCCUCCAAUAGAGUUCCAGAAACUUGUAGAAUCUAUACCAAGAGAGAUUCUUCUGAGCAGGCUUUUUCCCAAUCUAGUGGAGCCACAGAACCAAGUAUGCUAAGACAUUAAUAAAUACAAGUUCUUCCUUACAGUAACAUCUUUCAAACAGCAACGCAAAGUGUAAUUGAUCUUGGAAAAUAUAUCAGUAAAUACACAGACUUUGUCCGUGGUGUUAAUAUUAUUAUUUUAUUGUAGGCCCUGAGGGUUAGGGGGGAUAUAUAAAAGGCCUUGGACUGCAUCCCUUAAUAACUGCUUUGAUGUACUCUUAUUUAAAGCCUUUCACCACAGCUGACUUCUGGAAGCCCUCCCAGACAGAAUAACCUCACAUCACCUCUGGCCCAGCUUCUUUUAUAACACAGUGUCUCUAUUGAAGUGCUUCAAACAAGUUAGCCGUGGCACACUCGUGCUCCGGGGGGCCUCUAUGCGACUAUAACUUGUGUUUUUUAAUGACGUGCCUUCAGGUCCUGAAGAUGAGCUACAACAGAGUGAAGGAGAUCAACAGGGACACCUUCCAAGGCCUGGAGGGCCUGGUGCGACUCCACGUUGACCACAACCGCAUCGAGUUCAUCAACCCGGAGGCCUUCUACGGUCUGACCGCGUUACAGCUGGUCCACCUGGAGGGCAACCUGCUCCAGCAGCUCCACCCAGACACCUUCAUCACGCUGAGGCACAGCCAGGUGUUCAAGGUGUCCUCCGUCAGGAACAUCCAUCUGUCUGACAACCUCCUCACCAGCCUCCCCAAAGACGUCUUCACUGGAUGCUCUCAGCUGGAGAACGUCUACCUCCAUGGCAACCCCUGGUCUUGCGACUGUCGCAUGGAUUGGUUCCCAGAGUGGGCGGAGAGAAAUUCAGGUAAAGAUACAUUACAUUUCUGACUGCAACAUUCUGAAUGUUUCACUAAACUGAGUAGGCCCCAGAUCUGUUGCACUGUAAAACCGAAUAAGUUAGCAGAACUCAAUACAUUUGUGGCAACUGAUUGCUUCAGUUUUUUUUUGUUAUGACACGUAAAAGUAUUGAUUGAUACAGUACUUAAUAAUUUUUGUUAACCUCUACAGGAUUGGUGUCCCGUAUACGGGACGGUUGAGCUAACGUGCCCUGAUGUGAUUAGCAUGACUAAUGUAAAGUAACAGCAAACUUUCCAGGACAUAGACAUGUCUUAUAUGGGCAGAAAGCUUACAUUCUUGUUAAUCUAACUGCACUGUCCAAUUUACAGUAGCGUUUACAGUGAACAAAUACCAUGCUAUUGUUUGAGGAGAGAGCACAACAACAAAUCACUCAUCACGUUAACUGGUUUGAUAUAUUCACCUCUGAAGGUAAAUAAUGUACUUUUUUAUUUAUUUUUUAUUUCACCUUUAUUUAACCAGGUAAGCCAGUUGAGAACAAGUUCUCAUUUACAACUGCGACCUGGCCAAGAUAAAGCAAAGCAGUGCGAUAAAAACAACACAGAGUUACAUAUGAGGUAAAAAAAACAUAAAGUCAAAAAAUACAACAGAAAAUAUAUAUACAGUGUGUGUAUAUGUAGCAAGUUAUGGAGCUAAGGCAAUAAAUAGGCUAUAGUGCAAAAUAAUAACAAUUAGUAUUAACACUGGAAUGCUAGAUGUGCAAGAGAUUAUGUGCAAAUAGAGAUGCUGGGGUGCAAAAGAGCAAAAUAAAUAACAAUAUAGGGAUGAGGUAGUUGGGUGGGCUAAUUUCAGAUGGGCUGUGUACAGGUGCAGUGAUCGGUAAGGUGCUCUGACAACUGAUGCUUGAAGUUAGUGAGGGAGAUAAGUGUCUCCAGCUUCAGAGAUUUUUGCAAUUCGUUCCAGUCAUUGGCAGCAGACAACUGGAAGGAAUGGCGGCCAAAGGAGGUGUUGGCUUUGGGGAUGACCAGUGAGAUAUACCUGCUGGAGCGCAGACUACGGGUGGGUGCUGCUAUGGUGACCAAUGAGCUAAGAUAAGGCGGGGAUUUGCCUAGCAGUGAUUUAUAGAUGACCUGGAGCCAGUGGGUUUGACGACGAACAUGUAGUGAGGACCAGCCAACAAGAGCGUACAGGUCACAGUGGUGGGUAGUGUAUGGGGCUUUGGAGACAAAACGGAUGGCACUGUGAUAGACUACAUCCAAUUUGCUGAGUAGAGUGUUGGAGGCUAUUUUGUAAAUGACAUCGCCGAAGUCAAAGAUCGGUAGGAUAGUCCGUUUUACGAGGGCAUGUUUGGCAGCAUAAGUGAAGGAGGCUUUGUUGCGAAAUAGGAAGCCGAUUCUAGAUUUAACUUUGGAUUGGAGAUUCUUAAUGUGAGUCUGGAAGGAGAGUUUACAGUCUAACCAGACACCUAGGUAUUUGUAGUUGUCCACAUACUCUAGGUCAGACCCGUCGAGAGUAGUGAUUCUAGUCGGGUGGGCGGGUGCCAGCAGUGUUCGAUUGAAGAGCAUGCAUUUAGUUUUACUAGUGUUUAAGAGCAGUUGGAGGCUACUGAAGGAGUGUUGUAUGGCAUUGAAGCUCGUUUGGAGGUUUGUUAACACAGUGUCCAAUGAAGGGCCAGAUGUAUACAAAAUGGUGUCGUCUACGUAGAGGUGGAUCUGAGAGUCACCAGCAGCAAGAGCUACAUCAUUGAUAUACACGGAGAAAAGAGUCGGCCCAAGAAUUGAACCCUGUGGCACCCCCAUAGAGACUUAGAUUACUUACAUUCAGUAAUCUUGCUCUGAUUUGUCAUCCUAAUGGUCCCAGAGAUCAAAUGUAGCAUGGUUUUGUUUGAUGAAAUUCGAUUUUAUAUUCAAAUGUAGGAACUGGGUUCUACAGUUUGAAUCCCUGCUGUCUCUGGCUCCACACCCACCCCGCCCGGCCAUCUAGAUAUGUGAAAGUUAGUGUAUGUCUGCUAAAUGACUAAAAUGUCAAAUGUAAAUAAGCUAAUGAUCCAUCAUGUAUGACAUUCCUGGGAGUGUGUAAACUUACAUUUUGUAUUACCAUAUCAUUUUUUAAUGUUCUCUAUAGUUAUGUACUUGAAAAUGUAUCAAUUGACCAAUUAAAGACAUUUGGGCAGACUUGAUACAAAAUAGUCCAGUAUUGCAAUGCUUCACUGGAUCAAUCUGAAACUUUGCACACACACACAUCUAGUGGCCAAAAUCUAAAUUGCGCCUAAACUGGAAUAUUAUAUUGUGGCCUUUCUCUUGCAUUUCAAAGAAUAAAAAUAAAUAAAUAGAAAAUUCAUGUUUUUUUGUUUGUAUUAUCUUUUACCAGAUCUAAUGUGUUAUAUUCUCCUACAUUAAAUUCACAUUUCCACAAACUUCAAAGUGUUUCCUUUCAAAUGGUAUCAAGAAUAUGCAUAUCCUUGCUUCAGGUACUGAGCUACAGGCAGUUAGAUUUAGGUAUGUCAUUUUAGGCAAAAAUGGGAAAAAAGGGUCCGAUCCAAUUUUGGUUACAGGUAACUUAAAGUAAUUAGAAUUAUUAACUUUAUUACUAUGAUCUACAGUAACUUAAAUAUAUAUACAGUAUAUAUUGAUUUAACUCAUAAUGUUUAAGUAAGCAUAACACACCCCUUUCAAGUUGUUUUACUACAAACUUCAUGUUACAUGAACUUAAUAUUUUUGUGUUAUGCUUACUUCCUAGCUAUUAACCUGUAAUCAAUUAUUUUAAGUUGCGACAACUAAUACGCAAAUUAAAAACUAUAACUUACUUAAAUCAAAAGGUAGUUGUACAUCUAAUCAAAAACUUUGUGGCAACUGAUUACAUAGGUUUCAUUUUUUUGCACCAACUCAAACAAAUUAAUUGUAAUGUUAAUAGAACUAAAACUAAAAAACAUUUACAAAUGAAUGCUUUUAAAGUGAAAUGAAUGCUUUCCUGAAGAAAAUACAUUUAAAGUCAGAGUAGAUUUAAAGAGAAUACAGUAAAAGGUGUUAGAGAACAUAGUGCAAGGUUCCACAAUUAAAAAGCACAGAUUGGGGUCAAUGUCUCAGUGGAGGUCAGGUUUGGGUCAGUUAUUUUAAUCCAGUCGAUUUGGUAAGUAAACUGAAAUUCUAAUAUUUUCCUCAUUGCCUCCUUUGAGGAAGGGCUACCAGUGAGUCACCAAGCUCUGGCAUGUCUGAAUCCUCCACCUGAACUACACAAUGCACUUCAGAUGAGAAUACUAGACAGACAUGUUAUAUAGCAAUAUAUCUACGCUGACCUAUGGUUGGCCAGAUAGACCAUAUUCACCCAUCUAAUCCUCUCAGAUCACCUCAGGGUGGGUUGAUUGGGAAUGGGCACUACCUUGCAUGUUUUGAAAAAUCCGGAAACUUCCUCACGCAGCAACACAGGAAGAGCAUGGAGAACAGUUGUACGCCUUGUGUGGGCAUCAUGUAGUCCCUAAAGGGAUACAUGAAUGUCAAUUUUAUGACAUAGGCUUAAUAAUCUAACCUGGUACCAGAGAAAGAUUAGAAUAUUUAGCCUUGAAUCACUUGUGACGUGCUCAGCUUGGUUUAAUUAGGAACCUGGUACAAUGGAACCAAUGGAAUAGUCCCAAAAGUGGAAAAUACUUAUUAAGCCUAGUCCUGGGACUAUAAAGCAAGCUCAAUAGAGAAUCUCCAUAGAACAUUAUUUUAGUCCAGGACCAGGCUUAAUCUGUGUCUGGGAAAUCUCCCCUCAAGGUUUAAUAAGUAGUUGAUAUUUGCAUUGGACAAAGAUCUGAUUCCAGUGCAAUGUGUAGUCCUCUGUCUUACCUGUAGAUCAUGAUACCUCAGAUUGUCAACCAAAGCAUCAGCAGUCCUUCCAGUCUUCGAUGCCCUCUCUGACGGUCAAUCUCAGCAUAGAAGAUACAGGACUAAGAUUGAAUCGUACUACACCUGCUCUGACGCUCGUCGGAUGUGGCAGGGAUUGCAAACUAUUACGGACUACAAAGGGAAGCACAGCCGCAAGUUGCCCAGUGACACAAGCCUACCAGACGAGCAAAAUUACUCCUAUGCUCGCUUCGAGGAAAGCAACACUGAAGCAUGCAUGAGAGCAUCAGCUGUUCCAGACGACUGUAUGAUCACGCUCUCCAUAGCCAAUGUGAGUAAGACCUUUAAACAGGUCAACAUUCACGAGGUCGCAGGGCCAGACGGAUUACCAGGACGUGUACUCCGAGCAUGCACUGACCAACUGGCAAUUGCCUUCACUGACAUUUUCAACCUGUCCCUGACUGAGUCUGUAAUACCAACAUGUUUCAAGCAGACCACCAUAUUCCUUAUGCCCAAGAACACUAAGGUAACCUGCCUAAAUGACUACCGACAUGUAGCACUCACGUCUUUAGCCAUGAAGUGCUUUGAAAGGCUGGUCAUGGCUCACAUCAACACCAUUAUCACAGAAACCCUAGACCCACUCUAAUUUGCAUACUGCCCCAACAGAUCCACAGAUAAUGCAAUCUCUAUUGCACUCCACACUGCCCUUUCCCACCUGGACAAAAGGAAUACCUACGUGAGAAUGCUAUUAAUUGACUCAAGCUCAACGUUCAACACCAUAGUGCGCUCAAAGCUCAUCACUAAGCUAAGGACCCUGGGACUAAACACCUCCCUCUGACACUGGAUCCUGGACUUCCUGAUGGGCCACCCCCAGGUGGUAAGGGUAGGUAACAACACAUCUGCCACGCUGAUCCUCAACACGGGGGCCCCUCAGGGGUGCGUGCUCAGUCCACUCCUGUACUCCAUGUUCACCCAUGACUGCAUGGCCAAGCACGACUCCAACACCAUCAUUAAGUUUGCUGACAACACAACAGUGGUAGGCCUGAUCACCGAUGAUGAGACAGCCUAUAGGGAGGAGGUCAGAGACCUGGCCGUGUGGUGCCAGGAAAACAACCUCUCCCUCAACGUGACAAAGACAAAGGAGAUGAUUGUGGACUACAGGAAAAGGAGGACAGAGCAAGCCCCCAUUCUCAUCGACAGGGCUGUAGUGGAGCAGGUUGAGAGCUUCAAGUUCCUUGGUGUCCACAUCACCAACAAACUAUCAUGGUCCAAACACACCAAGACAGUCAUGAAGAGGGCACAACAAAGUAUAUUCCCCCUCAGGAGACUGAAAAGAUUUGGCAUGGGUCCUCAGAUCCUCAAAAAGUUCUACAGCUGCAACAUCGAAAGCAUCCUGACUGGUUGCAUCACCACCUGGUAUGGCAACUGCUUGGCCUCAGACCGCAAGGCACUACAGAGGGUAGUGUGUACGGCCCAGUACAUUACUGGAGCCAAGCUUCCUGCCAUCCAGGACAUCUUUACCAGGUGGUGUCAGAGGAUGGCCCUAAAAAUGUCCAAAGACUCCAGCCACCCUAGUCAUAGACUGUUCUCUCUGCUACCGCAUGGCAAGCGGUACCGGAGCACCAAGUCUAGGUCCAAAAGCCCCCCCCCCCCCCCCCUCUUUUACGCUGCUGCUACUCUCUGUUUAUUAUCUAAGCAUAGACACUUUACCUCUACCCACAUGUACAUAUUACCUCAAUUACCUCGACUAACCUGUGUCCCCGCACAUUGACUCGCUACUGUUAUUUUAUUUUACUGCUGCUCUUUAAUUAUUUUUAUUUAUAUAUUUUUUACUUAACACUUAUUUUUCUUAAAACUGCAUUGUUGGUUAAGGGCUUGUAAGUAAGAAUUUCAAAUGAUGUAGGCCUAGUACUGUUGAAUCAGAGAAUUACAGAAAAUGAUAUUCAUAACUUUAAAUUUAUGUUUCACACCCAAGCCAAAUAUCAACGUCAAAAAAUAGGCAUAUGUUAUUUGAAUAGUACAUAAAUAAUUCAGGAUUAGUUUUAACUUUCAGAAAUCUAAGUACUGCUUUUGAAUUAGGCAGCAUGCCAUUGAAUCAAGUUUAGGCUGCGCCAUUUUGUGCACCUGUCAUGUUGCACUCAGCAAUUGCAGACAGCUAGCAAGCUAGACAAGUAGCGUUGCUAGCAAGCCAACAUAGUUGCACAUAAACAGGAAUCAUGGCGUAGCUAAUAAGCACAUUUUACAUAAUAUGCUUCAGAAAAGAAUCAUCACAUAUGACACCAAAAUCCUUAUGUUUAAGCAAGUAGCUAGUUAACGUUAUCCAUCAACUCUUUUUUACAGCGCGUUGGUGAGUUAACUGGCUAGCUAACGUGUUUGGCGCAUUUCACAAUUCGGAUAGGGAUAGAGAUCUUGACAAUGGCUAUAUUCUCCAAUGAAACGCUACCACACAAAUACUGUUCAAACAUUAAAAUGUAUAGCUACCGUUACCUAUCGAAGCGAAGUAAUUAACUUACCGCGUGAUCCCUCAGGGGACAGUGCGCACUUGUAUUUGUUUGUAGCUCGUGUAUUCGUUUGUAGCUGGUGAAGUCCACUCCAGCAGAGACAAAUCUGACUCCAGUCACCUUUAUAUGUCACGCACGCUCCCGGUUCAUGGCUUACCUGCAUUUAAUUUCCAGCUUUCAUUAAUUUCUUUAAACUGAUUAUGUAUCAUCAACGCUACCUAACAUUACUUCCCCACCACCUUCAUUUUCAAAUCAUACUAUCUAACGUUAGCUAGCUAACGUUAGCUCUAGCCAGCUAACCUACCUGGUGCCUAGCUAACUAGCUAACGCUAGCCCUGACUGGCACUUUCCAGUUAACCAGAUUGCUAGCUUGACAGAUAUCCGUUCGAAAAAUCAUACACGCACAAUACAGUUUAUAAUCAUUAAUACAUUUUUACCAUUAAGAAAGUAUCCACUGUCGCGGGGACCGUCCACCAUUUUGGAAAGAUUUUGAAAUGCCACAUGCGUGCCUUUGAACGUUGACGUAUAUGACGUCAGAUGUAAUCAAGGUCAAACUUGAUAGAUAUGUGUGCCUGUCAAUCUAUAAUCAGAAGUCCUGUUUACAUAAACUCUUAGAUACAUUUCAUCUGAAUAAAAAAAAGUGAGGUGCAUGUUAAAACAGUUAUGUUAUUACAACGUUUUCACAUUUAUUAUGUUUACAGAACUUAAUCCAAUUAUUGAAUAGUACUGUUCGGGUUUACAGUGUGGCAGUUGCUGUACAUAAAAUGGACCAUAUGGGAAUGGUACCAGGGUACAGAGUGAAACAUUUAUUUAUUUAUUCAGUAAAGUGAUGUUGCGUGAGACAACCUCCAACAGGAAAACCAUGCUUGUCCAAAGAAGACAGAUUGUUGGAAAUACAGCUUUUUCACUUUUUCAAUCUCAGCAUGACAUGAUAUAUUUAAUAAUAAUAUUUAAUAUUUAAUUUAAUAUUCAUGAAGUGAUACUUAAAAAUACUAAAAGACAGGAACAAAGACUCCACUGUUUUAUCAAAUAAUGACAAAGCAAAUGUAAAUAGAUCUAAAUCCAGAUACUCAUUGAUUAUUUCUUAAAACCAACUUUGUGAUUUAGAGCAGUAUCAUAAACAACAUUUUGAAGGAGCGUAAAACAUGGAAAUUAGGGAACCAACCCCUAUUAAAUCAUGACAUAAAAAUUGAAAUAUAAAUUCAGUAAUGAACUUGUUUUUCAGCUGUGCUGAAAUGCAAGCGAGACAGGAAGUAUGCCAGAGGUCAGGCCUGCCCCAUCUGUGAAACCCCCGCUCCCUCUAGAGGCAGGAUCCUAACUCAGCUUCCGCAUGAUGCCUUCACCUGUACCAAGCCCUGGAUCCACCCCCAUCUGAAGCAGAGGAACAUCAGCCUGGACGAGGGGGAUUACACCCCCGUCUCCCCCCGAGACUUCAUCGCCCCCAUCGGAUCUUUGCAGAUGAACCUGACAGCUCAGUUCCACAAUGACGCUAGCCUUACCUGCAUGGUCCAGAGACCGUCAGCCAUGGAGAACAUGACUCUAACCCAGGUGGAGGAGGGGGAGAAUAACGUCACCAUGCUCUCCGUCACCGUCUCUACAUGGCUGGUCUGUAAUAUUGACUAUGAGCACAUCCAGCAGCUCUGGCGCAUCCUGGCUACGUACAGUGACGUGCCCAUGAGGCUGGAGAGAGGGCUGAUGCUCUCCAGGACCCCAGACAUGAUCUACAAGUACAGCCAGAUCAGACCAAAGGAGGGACAUGAUGAAAUCCACACAGACAUCGUGGCUGAGAUUAAGGCUUCACCCGCGUGGUUGAUGCAGGGAGAGGUCAACUUUCAGCUGGACCGCACCACGACCACAUUCUCCACCCUGCACAUUAAGUACAGGUCAGUGGUCAACCUGCGUGUUGAGAACAAGGUGUCGCAGAGGAGGGACCGUUACAGCUGGACCAUCAUCAAACGAGACAACCAGACCCAGACUGAGCACGCUGUCCUCAUAGGUGGGUCCUACAGUACACAAUGUGUAGUGGAUGGGCAGAAAUGUGUCCAUAUAAUGAAUGUAACAUACUUUCAGAGCUACAAUAUAGCAAUGUGCAUUAAAAAGCAAUUAUAUUGAUGUGAUUCUUGUUGUAAUUAAAGGUGGGGUAGUGGAACUCAACUGCCAGACCUUUGGGGUGCCAAAGCCCUCUGUAGAGUGGAUCUUAUCGGACGGCAGUAAGGUGCGGGCGCCCUACUCCAGCGAGGACCGCAGGAUAGUGAUCACAGCUGAUGGGAGGCUGACCCUGAGAGGAACAGACACUUCAGACACUGGGCUCUACCGCUGCAUCGCCACUAACUACCUGGACGCAGACGUGCUCAGCUUCCGGGUCACGGUGCUGUCUCCCGAUGUGGAGGAGGAGGAGGUCAACGGGGUCAAGCUCUCACGGCCUCUGGGCCAGAGUUUGGUUCUAGACUGUGGGUCUGCAGGCAACCCUGAGGCCUCGGUCCAGUGGAUUCUACCUGACCACACAGUUCUGGAUAAAUCCUAUGGGAACAGGAAGCUCUAUAGGAACGGGACUCUAGGAAUAAAAGAUCUGACCUCCAGAGACCGGGGAUUUUACAGGUGUCUCAAUGCUAACUACCUGGGGGUGGACCUGUUGACGUCCCAGGUGACUGUCACUGGGGAGGGGUCCAGGAAGGUGACGGUGGUGGAUAGAGAGGGGUCAGGGGCGGAGGUUGGGGUUGACGGGGACAUAGAGGAGGGGGAGGAUUCCCGCAGUAAGGUACCUUCCUCCAGAACCAUCCAGGAGUCCAGGACCCUCACGUCAGACAGGCCCUACCCCGGACUCAGGUCCUCCUCUCACGGCAGAGGAUCAGGGGGCUCUGGGGGGAGGAGGAGGAGUGGCCCAGCCAGCAGCAGACGUAUAUGGAGCAACAGGAGGGUCUUUGAUCAAGCCUCCAGGAAAGUAGACCCCCAGAGAUUUGCAGAGUUCAUGAAGAAGGCUCAAAGUGGUUCAACAACAAAGACGGAGAAAGAAAAAGGAGAUUCAGAGCCUGCAAUGUAUGGGGACGGGGAUGCUGCUUCUGGGGAGGGGCUGUUUCAUGAAGACCGACUCAUUGUUUUACCAAGCAGCGUCAUGCCAACCCCAGAUACUCCAGAUGAAAGUAAGAUGGGUGUAACUGCAAGCAUAGAGAAUUUAAACAAUCAGAAUAAUGUCAUGGCAACCACCGAGAACGGUGAAAUCAGUGUCAUGACAACCAUGGAGAUCCCAGAUGACAGUCAGACUAGUUUCACUGUAACAACUGAAAAUACUGACAAAGUGACGACAGUGACGACAGAGUCAUACACCCGGUCAGACGCCACACCCAUCGAGUCCACAUUCACCCACAGCAGCCACAGCACAGGGAGUAUCAGUGAAACUCAGGGUGAGGCCGUCUUUCAAUACAGCCCCAGGGUUAGUGGGUCUAGUGGGUCUAGUGGUGAGUCGUACUCUCUGGAGAGGAACACGACAGUACCUCUGAGUCAACCCGUCACGCUCCUCCUCACCGUGACCAACAUCACAGACGAGACCCAGAUCCUGUUCUCCAGAGAAGCACCUGCAGAACCAGAGACCUCCACCGGGGCGGCGCUAUCACUCCUCACCGACCCCAACGUCACCCCCAUGAUGGACAGUCCCAGAUCACCCCCGAGAGAGCCUGAGAUGCACACAGCCACUGACCCAGACAGCCAGACCACCUUCACUGCGGUCACCACCACCGAGAGAGAGCGUGAUGAGAUCACCUUCCACACCACCCAGAGGAUCAAGUCCCCCCAUCUGCCUGCAGGCUCCACAAUCAUCUCCCGCCAGCAGAUCCACAUCAUCCCCCCUAAGAAGGGCAGAGGAAGAGGAGGAGGAGGAGGGGGCCGGAGGAGGAACUUCCCUGGCAGGAGGAGGUUCAUCAAGCCCAACCGGAUCACAGACAUUCAGUCCAUCCUGAACAAACUCAAACAGCCCAACAUUGUGAAGACGGAAGGCAACAACACAGUACCCUACACUACGGAGCUGACCACAGGUACGUUAUGGCAUGUUGUUGAAAUAUGAUAUGAUAUGUAUUUUCUUGUCUUUGAUGUUGACAUUAUCUUUGUUGGUGAGAGCCUUGAGCCAUGAGGAAGAACCUAAAUAUGAUGAUGAUGAUGAAGAUGAUAGCCAUGAUGAUGGUGAUGAUGAUGAUAAUGGUGAUGAUGAUGAUGCUAGCCAUGAUGAUGAUGGUGAUGAUGAUGAUGAUAAUGGUGAUGAUGAUGCUAGCCAUGAUGAUGAUGAUGAUGAAGAUGCCAGCCAUGAUGAUGAUGAUGAUGAUGAUUGUUAUUGUUGUUGCUUUUUCAGACUGUGACUGUGAUGAGGACGAGAAGAAGACAGGUGGUCAGCGGGUCGUCGUACCAACAACAUUGACUAGAUCUCCCUACGUCCCUAGCUCCUCUCUAGGAAGAACAGAGAGACCCAUCUCUACAACAUUGGACACUCCCACCACCACAUACUCAACAGAGGCCCCCACCACCACCACCCAGCCCACCCUCACUCACUCUCAGUCCCCCACCACCACCCAGCCCACCUCCCCUCACUCUCAGUCCAGAGGUGAGGUAUCCAGCAGCUACAUGACCUCCACUAAAGCCCCAGACUCUGACCCAACACACGAUCCUAUGACGAGCACAACAGAUGAACCAACAACCUCCACCAUCACAACCACAACUGCUUCCAAGGUCGUCCAUGGUAAGAUCAACUGGGGCAGGCUGGUUGGGAACAGGGACAGGCAGAGGGAAAUAGUCAACAGACUACGUAAACCAGCCAGGACCUCAACCACCACAGAGGGCUCAACAACGGUCAAACCCACCACCACCACCACCACCACCACAACUGCACUGCCCACCCAGCGGUCUCUGGCUGAACCUGUGACCGAGUCACCGUCUAGAGCAGGUAAACACAGAGAGACCCCAGAGAGCUCAUCAGACAAUGACUAUGGGGAUUCAUGGCCUGACUCUGAGGCCUCGACCACACCCCAGCCUGCCACUAGCCGUGGAACUACAGCCCCAGCCUAUGACUACAGGUCCUCCACCACCACAGAGUCUUCCCCUGACACCCAGACCAUCACCUCCCCACCCACAGAAAAACCUGCCCCAAGAGAAGACACAGAUGAGGCCUCGUCCUCUGGGUCUGAAUCUGGAGGGUCAGGGGGGUACCUAUCCCGUAGAUUUGGGGGAAACCGGAGACCAAAUGGAGGGUCAGGGGGCAGGAGGCCUUUCAGGGGCAGGAGGCCUUUUAAAAAAAACACAACAACUACCGAAGCCCCCAGCACCACCAUGGAAACAACAGAGCCUUCAACCACCAUGGAAACAACAGAGCCUUCAACCACCAUGGAAACAACAGAGCCUUCAACCACCAUGGAAACAACAGAGCCUUCAACCACCAUGGAAACAACAGAGCCUUCAACCACCAUGGAAACAACAGAGCCUUCAACCACCAUGGAAACAACAGAGCCUUCAACCACCAUGGAAACAACAGAGCCUUCAACCACCAUGGAAACAACAGAGCCUUCAACCACCAUGGAGACCACCAUGGAGACCACCAUGGAAACCACCAUGGAAACCACCAUGGAAACCACCACAUAUCCUGCACGGACCGUCUCCGUCUCCAAGCCCCUGUACACGCCCUCCAGAGAAUCAGAUAGGUCUGCAGUGUCCACUGACAUGACCUCUAAGGGGAAAACCACCACAGACUCCGACUCAUACGAUAAUGAGAACUGGACAGAUGAGAUGGAGUCCACCACUAACCGCCCACGAGCCUACACUUCCACCACCAGGCCCAGACAAACCUCCAUCACACCUUAUCCAACCACCACCUCAAGGCCUUACAUUACAUCAUCAACCCGCGUCCAGACUAACACCAACUCCAUCAGAGUGAACACUAACAUCAGGCUCCCGUCAGGGAGAGAUAGCCAUUACCAGAUCACACAGAGACCCAUGAUCAGGAGAACCAGGCCCAAGGUGUCCAGCAACAGGGCCAGCAGAGGCCCAGACAAGACCCUGACCUUUGACACACUGACUGUUCUGGAAGCAGAGCAGGGGCACACCAAUGCCCCCUACAGCAGCAAGGACAUAGACAAUGCCAUCUCCAACGCCUAUACUCACAUCACCGGCUAUGAUACGACAACCGCUAACAUUGUGGGCUUUGAGCCGUCCACCAGGGACAUGCCCACCAAGGCCAGGAUAGUGGGAGGCAACGCGGCCAGCUUCACUGUCCUGUCCAACUCAGACGCCUUCCUGCCCUGUGAGGCCGCGGGCAGCCCUGAACCCUCCAUCAGCUGGAAACGCUUUUCUUCAAACACGGGUAUGGAAAAUAACAGGAUAUAGAUAUUUAGCAUGUUAUAAAACUACUUUGGAAUAAAGUUAUGCUGUAUGUUCAUUUAUAUAUUCUCUCUCUCUCUCUCUCUCUCUCUCUCUCUCUCUCUCUCUCUCUCUCUCUCUCUCUCUCUCUCUCUCUCUCUCUCUCUCUCUCUCUCUCUCUCUCUCUCUCUCUCUCUCUCUCUCUCUCUCUCUUCCUCCUUAUACCCUUGACCCUCUCCCUCCCUCUCUCUCUCCCUCCCUUUCAGGAAGCACAAUGACCAUCAACGGCAAGAUGGGCAAGUUUGAGGUGUUCCAGAACGGCACUCUAUCCAUUCAGAAUGUAAACAUCAAAGACCGUGGCCAGUACCUCUGCCUGGCUGAGAACGAGCGGGGGUCAGACAAGCUCCUGGUCACCCUGUCCGUGGUGGCCUACCCCUCACGCAUCCUGGAGCCCAAGGUACGGGAGAUCAAGUCCCACUCAGGGAAGACAGUGGAGAUGAAGUGCAAGGCGGAGGGCCGCCCCACCCCUCUGGUCUCCUGGAUCCUGGCCAACCGCACCCAAGUCAGGGGCCACAACUCAGGCCCCAGGGUGUCAGUGACCCCAGAGGGCACUCUGCUCAUCAAGCAGGUUUCUGUGUAUGACCGGGGCCACUACAAGUGCAUCGCCAGUAACCCAGCUGGAGCCGACACUGCCACUGUCAGACUGCAGGUGGUGGCAGCACCCCCUGGCAUCCUGGAGACCAAACGACAGCAGGUCCAGGCCGGUGUGGGUCAGAGCUUGUUGUUACCCUGUACCGCUCAGGGCAGCCCCCAGCCCACCGUGCACUGGGUCCUCUACGAUGGAACGGCGGUGCGGCCCCUGAAGCCCUCUGUGGACCCCAGGGUGUCAGUGUUCGCUAACGGGACGCUCCACCUGACCGAUACGGCCACCGCGGACAGCGGGAGGUACGAGUGCAUCACCACCAGCUCUACUGGGUCAGAGCGCAGGGUGGUGACGCUGACGGUGGAGAAGAAGAAGGAGAUGCCUCCUCAGAUCGUGGUGGCGUCACACCGCAGGACGGAGCUGUCGUACGGGCACCAGCUGAGGCUGAACUGCUCGGCCACCGGGGACCCCAAACCCAGGAUCAUCUGGAGACUACCGUCCAAGGCUGUGGUGGACCAGUGGCACAGGUAAUGAGGACAUAAUCUGUAAUGCACACCUAAUCACACGGACUAUUCUGAGACAUACAGGCACAACCACACACAUGCAGAUAAACAUGCACACACACUGAAAGGUAUCCAGGUUCUCCGUGCUACAACACAGCUGUUUAAACACAACAAAAUAUACAUUAUUGUAACUUCUCCCCAAAUGAUUUAGUUGUGUUUCCAGUGCAGAGAGCCAAGACUGGGGUUCUCAUGCCUCUCCAGUAUACAAUUAAGUUAGUCCAUCCAUGCACUGAGCACCUAAAACCCUGGAUAUUUGAAAAUGUACACAACGUUGAUUGAAAACAGAGAAAAUAAAAGACAGACAGAACACAUCAUGUAAAGACUGAUCUGUUAUACUGUACAGUAUCUCAGUUUUCAUUUUAAACUUCUGGUUUAGGGUCUUCAUUUUCCCUUCAUUUUCAGCUUCCUGCAAUGACCCUCAGGGUGCUACCCCUAAAGUGGGGAAUAAUGGUGUUGGUGUUUUUAUAAUCAGAUCAGUCGAUCCCCAUGUGUUUAACAUCAGGAGAGAAGGUGAAUAAGAUGCUUGAGCUCCUUGAGCGUGUGGAUUUAAGGUAUGACAGAUCUGAUAACUCAAUGGAAAGGGUAUUAUCAUGAUUAAUGCAAUCUAGAAGAAACUGGAGCUGCAUGUGAAGUCGUUUAGAUCUGAAAAUCAAAGCAUCAGUUGGAAGGAAAAGGAUGUUUGGCUUGCUUUGUCUGAGUGUGUUUAUAAUUAACAGUGGACUUUGUUUUGGAAAGAAUAGCGUGCCAGUGUCCCCGUCCUCUAAGACUGAUUUUAUGGUUGUGGUGACAAUAAUAUUUCAAUUUAUACAGGCAAUUUUUUUUUCGUUUCAGUACAAAAAUUUCAACAUGCACGCAAGGGAAUGUUUGGACCUAUCUGGGAAAAAGUUUCCUUUGAAUUGAUAUUCAGACGGCACCUCUAAACAUCAUUAGCAUUAACUAAACGUGGCAGCAUCUGAUCUAAAGCUGCAUGUUAAUGAGAUGGAAUCUCUCCAAGGACAAAAGGUAUACUAUUGUCUUCCAAUGAACCCAUAACAUGUCAUCUCAUGACAAGCCUUAGCAUGCUGUUAAACCCAAUGAAUAUGACCCAGAAUGAAUGACCUUAUUCAGCCUCUCAAUGUUUUCUCCAUUAGCAGUGGUUCUUAGCUGGGGAAAACCUGAGACCAGAAUAACUGAGGGGGUAUUUGCCAAAAUAACAAGGCAAGACGACGGCAUUUAGACUGGAUAUCAACAUGAACAAGUUGUAUUUUAUUUGAGCUAGGACCCAGUCAGAGCUCUUUAAAGAGGAACAUGAGAGUAACAGAAGAACAUUGGCAUUCUGGUGGAGGACUUUAUAUUGCUCCUAAUAAUGUAGCUGACAUUCUGCCAUGUAUCCUCUCUGCAUGCAACCACUGAAAAUAAAAAAAAAUAGAUAUUGGACGUAUUUCGUAAAAGAGACUUAUGUAGCACAUUGGGAAAAAACACCACAACGCUUCCUUUGUGAAUGUAACUGUAGAAAAAGGCAGCGUCUAAUGGUUUGAUUCACUGGUCAGUUCAUUGAAUCAUUAUCCCCCCCCCCCCCAUGUCAUUAGCUGCAUUAUGUAAAUAAUUACACUUAGUGGAAUGCUUUCCCCUCCCUGUGUUUCUUGUCUGAUUUUAAACUGUUAUGGUGGCUGGCUUGGCAACCCUGACAUGUUUUCUAUUAGUGUUUUAUUAGUUUCUGCAACUGUAGUAGGAUUCGGAACAAACCAUUAUUGUGAGUCAUUGCCAACGGCCUUGAUAAAAGACAGACCCAGGUGAAAUACACUUAUGCUGAUCUGCUGUCAGCCUGUCUGGCCCUGUGAGAAUGUCAUCUCUCUGUUCCUGCCUCUCUGUGUGUCAGUUCCAUGAGAACGGGCCCUAGCUAGUGGACAGUCUGUGGGGUGGGGCAGGCUCAGAUCUGAGGGACUGGGACACCACUCAACGUAUGUUUUAUGGAGAUGGAUGGUAGUACCAAGCAGGAGCACAUAUAUGCUCCACAGGAGGAGAAGUCAUUAGACACUGUUCGUGUGGUGACAUGACUGCUGCUGAAGAAGCUGCAGAAUGUUCCAAUUAAAACAGAAAAUACUCCCUACAUGGCCUAGUGUUCUUCUGCAUAAUGUUAUCAAUCAUAAGAAAUGUAAUCUUUUUCACUUUUUUAAAAGCAUUGGGGGAAAAAACAAUAUUAUAUCUGAGAAAAUUGCAUUCUUUCUUUCCACUGCUAUAUCUGUUAUCUUCAAAUGAUGAUACUUUCUUAUCUAUUUAUCCAGGAUGGGAAGCCGGAUCCAGGUCCUGGACAACGGCACCCUGGUCAUGGACUCUGUAAGUGACAAGGACGCUGGGGAAUACCUGUGUGUGGCGCGCAGCAAGGUGGGAGACGACCUCCAGCUCAUGAAGGUCACUGUGUCCAUGAAGCCGGCCAAGAUCGAGCCCAAGACGUACGGUAAGAAGCAGGUCCCCUACGGCAACGACCUGAAGGUGGACUGUAAGGCGUCUGGGACACCGGAGCCAGAGAUCUCCUGGGGCCUGCCGGACGGCACCAUGGUCAACAGCGCCCUGCAGUCAGACAGCAGCAGUGGCGGGGGACGCGCACGGCGAUACAUCCUGUUUGACAAUGGCACGCUCUAUCUUAAUCAGGUGUGUAAUCUUACAUUGGCCUGCUACUCUGUAGAAAUUAUUGGCCGGUAUUUAUUGGUUAAAGAUGUAUUCCUUCUCUGUCUUUGUAGUCCUCUGACUCUGAACUGCUGGUGUUGUGUCUGUCUACAGGUGGGCAUGGCGGAGGAGGGCGACUACACAUGCUAUGCUGAGAACCAGCUGGGCAAGGACGAAAUGCACGUCCACAUCACCGUGGUGAUGGCAGCGCCACGAAUACGGACGCCCAGCCGGACCUACGCCCAGGUGAAGCCUGGAGGCAACAUCCGCUUCGACUGCGAAGCCACAGGCGAGCCCAAGCCCAAGAUCCUGUGGAUGCUCCCCAGUAACGACAUGAUUGCAGCCUCCAAUGAGCGCUAUCUGAUGCACGUCAACGGCUCCCUGGACAUCUGGGACGUUAAGCUGGUGGAUGCUGGGGAGUAUGUGUGCAUGGCUCGCAACACCGCUGGGGACGACAGCAAAGUUUAUAAGAUGGAUAUCUAUGGCAACCCUCCGGUGAUCAACGGCUACUACCAGAACAGGACCGUGGUGAAAGACACGGCCACCAAGUACUCCAGGAAGUUCAUAGACUGCAAGGCCGCUGGAGACCCGCCUCCCAAGAUCACCUGGAUCAUGCCGGAUAACAUCUUCCUGAACGCUCCGUACUUCGGCAGCAGGAUCAACGUCCAUCACAACGGAACGCUGGAGUUCCGGAACGUCCGUCCAACAGACAUGGCGGAGUUCAUCUGCAUGGCGAGGAACGACGGCGGAGAGGCAGUGAUGGUGGUGCAGCUGGAGGUCACUGACAUGCUUCGAAGGCCCAUCUUCAAGAACCCCUUCAACGAGAGAGUGGUGACCCGUAUGGGGAAGACCACGGUCCUGAACUGUUCUGCAGACGGUCACCCGACACCAGAGAUCAUCUGGCUGCUACCCAACGGAACCCGCUUCAUCGGCGGCCCCGACCGGGGCUCACGCCAACAUCUAGGCAACGACGGAACUUUCGUCAUCUACAACCCCAGCAAGGAGGAUGCUGGGAAGUACCGCUGUGCAGCUAAGAACUCGGCAGGCUACAUUGAGAAGCUGAUAGUUCUGGAGGUGGGCCAGCAGCCCUUAAUCCUCACCAGGCCCAGAGGGAUCAUACGUAGUGUGUCUGGGGACCCUGUGUUCCUCCACUGCCUGGCUGAUGGCAGCCCCAGACCCAGCAUCUACUGGACCAUCCCUGGAGGCCACACCCUGGCCAGGCCGCAGGUCCAUGGACGCCACCAGCUGAUGGAGAAUGGGACCCUGGUGGUCAGGGACACAACCCUCCAUGACCGGGGAAACUAUGUGUGUCGGGCGCGGAACGACGCUGGCGAGGCAGUUCUCACAGUGCCGGUCAUCAUCAUCGCCUACCCUCCCCACAUCACCACGGGACCCCCUCCCACCGUGAGAGCGAUGGCGGCGGCGCCCAUACAGCUCAACUGUGCCGCCAUCGGGAUCCCAAAGCCGGAGAUUACCUGGGAGCUGCCUGACCUCUCUGUGCUCUCCACGGCGGGGAAAGGGCGGCCCACGGGCAGCGAGCUGCUCCACCCUCAGGGCACGCUGAUCAUCCAGAGACCCACCACAGCAGACUCUGGCACCUACAAGUGCCUUGCCAAAAACCACCUGGGCACGGACUCACGGGUCACAUAUUUGCGUGUGCUGUGA
Messenger RNA from Coregonus sp. 'balchen', 22750 nucleotides. NCBI's taxonomy places the organism in Eukaryota, Metazoa, Chordata, Actinopteri, Salmoniformes, Salmonidae. The record is from the annotation of a GenBank genome assembly.